Adineta ricciae is the source of this 966-nucleotide messenger RNA. Lineage: Eukaryota; Metazoa; Rotifera; Eurotatoria; Adinetida; Adinetidae. The record is from the annotation of a GenBank genome assembly.
AUGGAAAAUGUUGAUUCAUCGACUUUAAUCGAUAAAUUCAAUAACAACGAUGAUUAUGUUUGUAUCUUUUGUUCCAGUGAUUUUCUGAAAAAACAAAAUACUGAUGAGUGGAAUGACAAUUUGUCGCGUUUCAUUGAGCAACGACAGCUCCGCCCAGAUUUACACCUUAUUUAUGCGUAUUUCUCAUACUCUACUCAUGAACUUUCAAACACGAUGAUCAUCGCUUCCAAAGAAUCAGUAUCGACUCCCAAAUCCACUCGAAAAGAUUAUUCCACAAUGAACAUUCUUCUAUAUGAUGCAUGGGGAAUUGGAAAAUCCACAUUUAUCAAUGCUCUUGCCAACUAUUUUCAGUUUGAAACGAUCGAUCUAGCGGUAUUAGGAGAACCAUUUGUUUUCAUUCCCGUUUCAUUUCUAAUGACAAUCAGCGAUCAAUUUGAGGAGAAAUUAAUCGAGUUAGGCCAUGAAGAUUCCAACGAAAAACGCAACGAUGAAGUGGAUGAAAAUCUCCAACGUAUCUUUUAUUAUUUAUUGCAGAACUUUUCACACUUAAAUGCAUUAUGCAUCCUAUUGAAACCAAAUAUGAAUAAAUUAGAUCCGUCACUACGAUCAUCACUACUACAUAUGCUCCAAUUCUUUGGUAGUGACUUUUAUCCAAAUGUUUUCUUUUGCUUUACCAUUAGUGAUGCUGGUCCUGUUUUAAGAAAGUUUCUUCAUCCAAUGCUGGAAACCGUUCGAAACCUUAUAUUGAACGCCGAACAAUCUGCGAAGAGCGUCGUUCGAUUGAAAUCAAUGCUUCUCUCACCAUCUAUGCACAUCUGUUAUAUCCUAGAUCAACCUUGUCAAAAUUUCGAAGGAAUUCAAAUUAUGUCUGAUGAACAACUACACCCAACGAUACGUGGCGAAUGUAAAAAUGAGCAUUUAACCACGAAGUGUCGUUUUGAUUACUGUCAUGGCAUUCUGCCAUGA